This is a messenger RNA of Caenorhabditis auriculariae, 1033 nucleotides long. Lineage: Eukaryota; Metazoa; Nematoda; Chromadorea; Rhabditida; Rhabditidae. The record is from the annotation of a GenBank genome assembly.
AUGGAAUUUUCAGGAGGCUCCGAUGCGAGUGUGAUGUUGUUCACAGGGACGCUCCGCGUACGGGUCGUCGAGGCGCGGCAACUCAGGCCUACCGAGUGGUCGCGUCGCUUCAGUCAGAACGAAGCCGCCACUGUACGUCUCUUUUCAGAGGAGUCGGUUCUUUAAGAAGAAAUCAAUGAACCAACUCCUCACUUUAUCAUGUAUCAUUUAUUUAUAAUAAAACAUUUUUGGCGAUAGCUGAUAGUUGAUUUAUUUGGCUGGACCAUUGUCGUUCAUGUCGCCCUUCAUAGUAACUUCUCUCAGCAGAGAAAAUCUCAUCAUUGAGAGGAAAUCGUAAAAAAAAGGAUUCCAAUUUUGCAGGCCGCGAUCGACUCGUACGUGAACGUCGACUGGGACGAGUACCAUGUUGGAAAGACGCAGGUCAGGCCAAAGACCAAUGAGCCAAGAUGGAACGAGGAGUUCAUUGCGGUAGGACGAACGAUACCUGUUAGGUUAGACGGCGAUUUUCAGAACGAUGUGCACCAAGGGAGAGCCGUCGGCUUCUCCGUGUUCCACAGCUGCGUGAUGCCUCCCGACGACUUUGUCGCCAACACGCGGAUACCACUCGUCGACCUCAAGAUCGGUACUGCCAACGACAUCUGGGUUCGUCCCUUCGACUUCUGGGAGACUUUUUCCGGCUCAGACAUAAGAUUUCUCUCAGCUUCCAUAGCUCACGACAUGAACUACAAAAUGAUAAUAGUGACGCUAUCAUAGUUAUUCCGGUUUUUUUUUUUAAAAUGGACACUUUUCAAAAAUGUUUGUCAAUACCUUUUCGUCUUUUUACAAUAUUUUUCAAGAAGGAAAGAUUCGAAAAACUCCUUGUUUUCUGACUGUUUUCUAUUCUCGGUUUUCUCUUCUUAAUGUAUAUUUCUCUUCUUAUAACUAGUUUGAAUUGUUGCAGGUAGAUUUGGAACCUCACGGGCAACUGCACGUCGUCAUUGAACUCCAUGGAACAACCGUUGAAGGUCAGAACGAAAUCAUUUAUUGUUUGUAG